CUCCGCACCCCUUCUUCGCUCCUCUAUUUCUAGCGAAUAAAGAUAGAGAGACAGAGAGUAAAGGUUGUUUUUUUGGAUCAGAACGAGGAGAGUCGUUCUUUGUUGUUAGAGCAACAAUGGUGGACGUCGAUAGGAGGAUGUCAAGUUUGAAUCCGGCUCAUAUAGCAGGCUUACGCCGUCUCUCUGCUCGUGCUUCCGCUCCUUCAACUCCCACUUCCCUUCCUGUUCGCAACGGUCUUCCAUCUUUCUCGUCUUUAGCUGGUAACGUUAUAACCCAUUUACGGGACUCGGGUUUCCAAGUCCAGCUAGGUUUAUCAGACGCCGAGUUCGCACGAGCGGAAGCCGAGUUCGGAUUUGUUUUCCCACCCGACCUCCGAGCCAUAUUAUCAGCCGGGUUACCGGUAGGUCCGGGUUUUCCCGAUUGGCGAUGUGUUGGAGCCCGAUUCCAUCUUCGGGCUUCGCUUGAUCUUCCCAUUGCUGCAAUCUCCUUUCAAAUCGCGCGUAACACUUUAUGGUCCAAAUCUUGGGGACCCAGACCCUCUGACCCCGAGAAAGUUUUACGGGUCGCAAGGAAUGCCCUUAAACGAGCUCCCCUUUUGAUCCCCAUUUUCAAUCACUGCUAUAUUCCAUGUAACCCCUCUUUAGCCGGUAACCCGGUUUUUUUCGUCGAUGAGACCCGGCUUUUCUGUUGCGGGUUCGAUAUAUCCGAUUUUUUUGAGAGGGAGUCCUUGUUCAGAAGAUUCGAACCCGACCCUGAAUCGUUGAAGAAGCAGAGACCAAUUAGUGAGAAAUCAGCCAGGUCAUCCCCUAGUAGUUUGGAUGCCGGGGCGAGAACCCCCAGAUGGGUCGAGUUCUGGAGCGACGUUGCGGAUGAUCGGAGACGGAGAAACUCAUCGUCGUCCUCGUCGCCUGAGAGGUAUAUCAAUAUGCGAGGAAGCAAAAUGCCGAAAUGGGUGGAGGAUUACAUUGAUAAAACAGGGUGGGUUCUCAGAAAAGGCGGGUGGGCCGAAUCCGACGUGGCUGAAAUGAUGCACGUGUCGCCAUCUAGGUUCUUCGAAGGAGAGAUGGUUUUAUUGGAUAAUCAAGCCGUUCUGGAUGCGCUUCUUUUAAAAGUGGACCGGUUCUCGGAUUCGCUCCAAAAGGCCGGUUGGAGUUCCGAAGAAGUUUGGGAUGCACUGGGGGUCGAUUUUCGACUGGAAAAGGAAAAGAAACCUGCCAUGAAAUUAUCUCCUCUGCUUGUAGAAAAAAUUGGGAAACUUGCUGAAUCGGUGACCCGGUCAUGAGAAUCUUGGGCUCUGGAUUUCACCUUUUCUUGGGCUACGGGCAAAAAAUAAUAUAAAUAUAUAUAUACAAGACGGUUGUGUUGUGUUGUGUUGUGUUAGGUUGGGUUGGGUAUCUUGAAAAGAACGUAUAAUGAAAAUAUAGCUAUUUUGUUUACA
Messenger RNA from Hibiscus syriacus, 1439 nucleotides. RefSeq lists its product as uncharacterized. The record is from RefSeq and is a predicted model, not a curated record. Bases 117 to 1283 code for a protein of 388 amino acids. The transcript has a single exon. NCBI's taxonomy places the organism in Eukaryota, Viridiplantae, Streptophyta, Magnoliopsida, Malvales, Malvaceae.